Molecule: messenger RNA, 1467 nt
Organism: Xenia sp. Carnegie-2017
Lineage: Eukaryota; Metazoa; Cnidaria; Anthozoa; Malacalcyonacea; Xeniidae
Product: SAM and SH3 domain-containing protein 1-like
Exons: 3
Coding region: 2-460 (152 amino acids)
Molecular function (GO): protein binding
Source: RefSeq, a predicted model, not a curated record
AAUGAUCGAGAAGAAACUUGAAGAAGAAGGAGUUGAUUUAUUACAAGAUCCUUAUACAAAUCAGAAUGGUAAAUGGGGUGUUCCCAUGACGCUGGUUGAUCGAUAUUCCCGCGAGUUGAAGACGACGAUGAGAGAAGUUGCCAAGGAAAUGGAUCAUAUAAGGGUGGAAAAAUUAGAUCAUGUUAAGAAAAAGGCGGUUCCAUGUGAUAUUUCCAGUCUUCGCUUCGCUCCAGAUGUUGUGGGAAAACUUAGUUCAGUGGUGGACUGGUUGACGUCACUUGGACUGCCAAUGUACAUAGAAAAUUUUCUGGAAGAAGGAUACGAUGAUAUGAGUAUUGUACCCUAUCUUUCACACGACCAUCUUCGUCAUGCAAAUAUCACAAAUACUGAUCAUAUCGCUAGACUUAUUCGAUCCCUUGAAAACAUGGCCCCAGACACUCACUCUUACAAUGGAGAUUGACGAGGCCCCAGACCUCUCCUCUUACAAUGGAGAUUAAAGAGGCCGCAGACUUCUCCUCUUACGACGGAGGUUGAUGAGGCCCAUACCCUAGUCGUGUCGUGUACAUUAACUAGGUCAAAUGACUCAAAUCUCGCUCACGACUUGUCGAUAAUUAUUAGAAAUGAUAAUGUAUUUAUAUAUUUUGAUUCGGCUUUACGAAAGCUCGACAUUGCUGCCCAAGGGAUGUUCAAAAUUAUAAUAGAUGUCGAUUUAACGACUGAUGUAGGAAACGAACCUCGUGUCCAGGAGAAAGGACAAUGGGUACGAGGUUGACACCAUUGAACUGUCUUUUGAAUCUGGAGUGCUCUCUUUGUUGUUGCAAUCCUUAAAGCCGAAAUUUAAGUUUUCUUGAGUUUUUAGAUAUAAUUUCCAUGAAAUAAUCUUAAAGAAUGAACAAAGAUCUAUAUAAAAUGCAGUUGCAAAAACUGCCAUGAUACGUUUUACCUCACGAGCUCGGUUAAAUAACGAAAAUAUUCUGAUAUGAAUGCGUCUUAGUGUGCAUCAGAUGAUUUAUAGCACUUUCUUAUAGUUAGUGUUCCAGUUUAUAUUAUAGUUCAAUGGUUGUCAGCCACCAAGCAUCUCCAAUAACAUGCUUUUCAAUAGUUUAGUGCGCUAAAACGUCAUCGUACGUUUUCAACUAUUUUUGUGUAGAAAAAACUAACUUCUUUCAAACCUGUUUGCUUUGGUUUGCAUGCCAAUAUUAUAAAUCUAUUCAUGAUUGUGGAAUUUGUGAAUCGUAUUUGGCGACAUUUUGUCGAAUGAAUUUAGUUAUACACAAGUCUUAAAUUCUUUUGAACUUAUAUAUACUUGUCACUUUUCUAUAAUAAUUUCGAUAUGAUAAAUCCUACAAUGAUGCAAUAACAUUUUUACAUAUAUUAUUUAUUGAGAAAUAAAUUAGAAUUUAUCUGUGUUGAAUAUUUUACAUAUGACAAUAAAUAAAUAUUGGUAUUUUAGUUUACGUAUGCAAA